Quercus lobata is the source of this 828-nucleotide messenger RNA. RefSeq names its product L10-interacting MYB domain-containing protein-like. NCBI's taxonomy places the organism in Eukaryota, Viridiplantae, Streptophyta, Magnoliopsida, Fagales, Fagaceae. The record is from RefSeq and is a predicted model, not a curated record. The transcript has 3 exons. Bases 1 to 828 code for a protein of 275 amino acids.
AUGGCUAUUCAACUCGGGAAUAGAAAUAGAGGUGCUGCCUUUAGUAUCGAAGGUUGGACCAAUCUAGUGACCAAAUUUUAUGAUGAGACCGGUCAAAAUUAUGAUAGGGACCAAUUAAAAAGUAGGUGGGAUGUAUUAAAAGGUGAUUGGAGAGUGUGGGAACAAUUGAGGAAUCUUGACACAGGUUUAGGUUGGGAUGCGGUGAAGGGAACGAUUUGUGCUACUGAUGAUUGGUGGGACCGAAAGUUGAAGGAAUUACCCAAAGCUAAAAAAUUUCAAGAGAAAGGUCUACAGAAUCUAGAACAACUUGAUAUAAUGUUUAGGGAUGUUGCAGCAACUGGAGUAGCUGCAUGGACCCCUUCUUCAAAUACACUCCCUCCAACAAUGCCACAAGAGGGUGCUGGUGAUUCAGAUGGUAGCUCCGAAUUUAAGGAUAAUCAAUGUGACAUGAGUUUAGACAUUGAUAGUUUGCAGCAAGGACAUACUAGUCAAUCACGUAGUUCAGGACAAAAGCGAACUAGUGAAUCAAUACCCUCACAGAAGAAAAAGAAGAAGAUAGGAGGAGCUGCAAUGUUGGACAAUCUUAUUAGUCAAUUAAUAACUGUAUGUCAGAAUAAGUCUGAAGGUACUUCUCGAGAGUUACCAAGUUCAAUUGAUAAUGUCAUGACAACUAUGAGAGCACUUCCUGGAGUGGAUAGUAAGUUCGUGGUUCAAGCUUCCUUUAUCUUACUAAAAAGGUCAUGUAGGGAGAUGUUCCUAACUUUCAAGGAGCUAGAGUCACAGCUGGAGUGGCUACAAGGAAUGAUUUGUUUGAACCAAAAGAAGUGA